Tachyglossus aculeatus (Australian echidna) is the source of this 2647-nucleotide messenger RNA. It is a transcript of the gene GPER1, whose product is annotated as G protein-coupled estrogen receptor 1. Gene Ontology annotation, biological process: G protein-coupled receptor signaling pathway. Bases 616 to 1746 code for a protein of 376 amino acids. Lineage: Eukaryota; Metazoa; Chordata; Mammalia; Monotremata; Tachyglossidae. The record is from RefSeq and is a predicted model, not a curated record. The transcript has 2 exons. Gene Ontology annotation, cellular component: membrane. Gene Ontology annotation, molecular function: G protein-coupled receptor activity.
UCUGGGUAAUGUUUUUAACCGGAAGGUUUCAAUAGUUGUGUUUUUUGCUUUCUGUUGUUGCUAUUGAAUUAUUCAACAGGUAGCAUCCAGUAGACUCGGUUUAUCAUCUAAACCACGGUGAAAGUUUAUAGACUGCUUCUCUUCGCUCAUGUGAAAAAAUUCACAAUUGUCUGCGAAUACCAACCAUGAAGCAUGAAGAAAAUCUGCUCUGAACAAAUGCAUGGGGAAAGACUACCAGUUCAGGUCCUCGGAUGUUGAAGAAAUGCUACUCGGCAGGUGGGAAUGAAGGAUCUAACACCGCCAAGAAUAAUUAAAACCAGAUAAAUCCAGUUACCCUAUAAAUUCAAAGAUGACUUAAUCCCACUCUUUACCAGUUUUCCAACUGAAUGAAUCGGCCGGAAAGUGGGAAUAUACUUCUCUUUUUCUUUUGGUGACUGAUUAUUUGCCAGUUUCCCACACUGCUCUUGACAAAUUUUCUCCCAGUGACUGACACACUUCACGUCAAGUCAGACUGCUUUUGGAAGAUGCGCCUGAUAUUUAAGAUGGAAUUUUGUACACCUUUUGGCAAAUCCUAAAACUUCAGCCACUUUGAGAACUGGCAUUGAACGGGGGACUAUGGAUGUAAUCUCUCAAGCCGGAUCUUUAACCACCGAGAUUUACUCGGGGGCAAUCUUAUCGGUCUCCUGUAAUGUCACGACCUUUGAACUCAACACAACAUACCCAUGCACUGAAACCCCUCCUUUUAACAUCAGCCAUGACAAAUCUGAAGAACAUCGCCAGUACGUUAUCGGGCUUUUCCUCUCGUGCCUUUACACCAUUUUCCUCUUCCCCAUCGGCUUCAUCGGGAACAUUCUGAUCUUGGUGGUGAACAUCAGCUUCCGGGAAAAGAUGACCAUCCCCGACCUUUACUUUAUCAAUCUCGCAGCGGCGGAUCUCAUCUUGGUGGCCGAUUCCUUGAUCGAGGUGUUCAACCUGGAUGAGAAGUAUUAUGACAUAACCAUCCUGUGCACCUUCAUGUCGCUCUUCCUGCAGAUCAACAUGUACAGCAGCAUCUUCUUCCUGACGUGGAUGAGUUUCGACCGAUACAUCGCCCUGGCCAAAGUCAUGCGAUCCAGCGCAUUUCGCACCAAGCAGCAUGCUAGGCUGAGCUGUGGCCUCAUCUGGAUGGCCUCCAUUUCCGCCACCUUGGUGCCCUUCACGGCCGUCCACUUGCAACACACGGAAGAGAUCUGCUUUUGCUUCGCGGAUGUCCAAGAGAUCCAGUGGCUCGAAGUCACCCUGGGGUUCAUAAUCCCCUUCGCCAUCAUCGGACUCUGUUACUCCCUCAUCGUCCGCGUGCUCGUCAAGGCUCAUAAACAUCGGAGCCUGCGGCUGCGGAGGCAGAAAGCCUUACGCAUGAUUUUUGCGGUGGUCUUAGUUUUCUUUAUCUGCUGGCUACCUGAAAACGUCUUCAUCAGUGUCCACCUCCUGCAGGGGAGAGAGGCGGCCAUUUCCUCAUGCAACCAGUCUUUCCGGCACGCCUACCCUUUAACUGGCCACAUUGUCAACUUGGCAGCUUUUUCAAACAGCUGCUUGAACCCCCUCAUCUACAGCUUUCUUGGGGAAACCUUCAGAGACAAACUACGGCUGUACAUAGAACAGAAAACCAACGUGUCAACCCUGAACCGCUUCUGCCACGCUGCCCUAAAGUCGGUCAUACCCGACAGCAACGAGUCGACAGAGGUUAAAUUUAGCAGUGCUGUGUAAAAGUGAAAAACUUCCCAAUAGAGAACAAAAAUAUGUUCCAUUAACCAAAAUGCAAAUAGGUAGCAAACUCAAAAAAAAAAAUAGAAAGAAAGAAAGAAUCUCUUGCCCCUAACAAGUUAUCUUCACAUUUAACCAAGAUAUUAGUAUGAACUGGCUUGACUUGCAAGUUAUUCCUAUACAGGAUUUGCAGAAAUACUCACAAAAAUACUUCCUUCACUUAGCACUGUGUAUAGGCAACCAUGAUGCUAUCGAAAAAUACAUAUAAUUUUAAAAUGCUUUUAUUUGGUAAAGAAAAGCCCACAGAUGAAAAAAUGAUUAUAGCCUGCUGCUCUUCGUAUAAACACUAGGUACCCGCUAAGGAACAAUGCGGCCAAAAGAAUCGUCAAUGCAAACUUGAUUUUUUUUUUCAACAUUCCAGUAGCCUGAAAAAACACAGCACCUGGAUGAAAGUUAACUUCUGAGGCUACAUCAGCCAUUUUUUAUGCAAAAUGAUUAAGGCCCUUCAAAACUCUUAAAUUUGAUCUGGCUGUGGGAGUUUGAAUUUUCCCUCCAAUUUUUAAUCUACUGUGGCACCCCUGGACACUUUACUGAACCUGAAAUCAAAACAUUCCCUCAAUUAAAUAGUCCAGCUCUUAGAAAAGCUAUCAGUAGCUCAGUUUCACUCUCCUCUUUCGUCAAUAGGUAAAUCAAGGCUCUUUUGACACAGAUGUAAACUAGUCCUAUGUUACUCGAAAGGCUUCUCCAUGAUGAAACACCUGUCCUCCUGUUUUUCUGGUUUGAGACUCUGAUUUGUUCAAUGUGUAUGUUUACAGCAGUCUUUGCAUUUAAAAGAAGACUGAAUGUGAUUGUGUGUAUUGUCAUCAAGUCUAUUGUGGCCAUCAGAGAACAGAAUAUUGUAGCA